Toxotes jaculatrix (banded archerfish) is the source of this 2721-nucleotide messenger RNA. RefSeq names its product forkhead box protein P1-B-like. The transcript is spliced from 16 exons. The record is from RefSeq and is a predicted model, not a curated record. NCBI's taxonomy places the organism in Eukaryota, Metazoa, Chordata, Actinopteri, Toxotidae. Gene Ontology annotation, molecular function: DNA-binding transcription repressor activity, RNA polymerase II-specific; RNA polymerase II cis-regulatory region sequence-specific DNA binding. Gene Ontology annotation, cellular component: nucleus. The coding region runs from base 119 to 1882 and encodes 587 amino acids. Gene Ontology annotation, biological process: regulation of transcription by RNA polymerase II.
GUUAGCAACUUGUGGCUAGCUCUGGUCUAAGGAAGGCACUGCUCCGCGGUCCCCGCUUCAGACACCACCCCGAGUGAAAGACUGUCCGUCCGCACAUUUUUCGGUCAGUGAAGUCCAGAUGCAUGAGUCUGGGUCAGAACCAACAAGCCACACCAUUCCAGCAAGUCAGACAGAGAACGGGAGUCACACUGAGAAUGAGAGUCGACUGAGCAGCAACCAGACUCCUCCUCCAGAGGCACCAAGGGUUCCAGUGUCAUUGUCAAUGAUGACCCCACCAGCAGAGGCCCCACAGCAGCUGCAGCAGACGGCACAGCAGCAGGUCCUCAGUCCUCAGCAACUCCAAGCCCUGCUCCAGCAGCAGAAAGCACUCAUGUUACACCAGAUUUCACCGACAUUUCUGCAGCAACAAAUUCAAGAGGUCUUCAAGAAUCAGCAAGAGCAGCUAAAUAUGCAGUUGCUGCAACAGAAGAAUGCUGGGAUCGUUAGCCAAGAGCUGACAGCUCAGCAAAUUGCCAUCCAGCAGCAACUCCUUCAGAUGCAGCAGCAACAUCUUCUCAACUUGCAGAGGCAAGGUCUGCUGUCUGUCCUUCCCACCAGCCCCACCCCAGCUCCAGGCAGUGAGAAUGGUAGCAUCCUGUCUGGUGGAGACACCAGAGAGUCUUCCAGUCAUCAAUCCACCACCAAUGGUCAUCACACUCUCCUGAAGAGGAAAGAAAGUGGGUCAGCAGAUGAAAACACACAAAAUAGCCAUCCUCUGUAUGGAAACGGCAUGUGUAAAUGGCCUGGCUGUGAGACUGUGUUUGGAGACUUUCAGGCAUUUCUCAAACAUUUGAACAGUGAACACACACUGGAUGACAAGAGUACAGCGCAGUGUCGUGUGCAGAUGCAAGUGGUUCAGCAGUUGGAACUGCAGUUGAAAAAGGACAAAGAACGACUGCAAGCUAUGAUGGCUCAUCUCAAGCCCUCUGAACCCAAACCCGCAGCACAACCUGUGAAUCUGGUGUCUAAUGUAUCCUUCUCCCAGGCAACAUUGCCCAAAGGCCCUCCUCCUAUGAGCCUGUCUCAGAGUGCCACGGCACCAUCCACACCCCUGACGCCGCUCUCUGAAUCCCCUUCAGUCCUCACUCCCAAUAAUAGCAUGUUCACUGGAACCCCUGUACGGAGGAGGUACAGCCGCUCUGUGAGCCAAGAUAUAAUUGAUAAUAAGGAGUUCUACUUGAGCACAGAAGUUAGACCUCCAUUUACAUAUGCCUCUCUGAUAAGACAGGCGAUAUUUGAAUCCCCCCGCAAUCAGCUGACAUUAAAUGAAAUCUACAACUGGUUCACAAGAAACUUUGCAUAUUUCAGGCGCAAUGCAGCUACUUGGAAGAAUGCUGUCAGACAUAAUCUCAGCCUCCAUAAAUGCUUUGUACGUUUGGAAAAUGUGAAGGGAGCUGUGUGGACGGUAGAUGAGAUUGAGUUCCACAGAAGAAGGCCCCAGAAGACUGCUGGUAAUGGAUCUCUGCUGAAGAACUCUCAGAACCGUCAGAGCUUAGCCGGAUCUGCUCAUCAUAGUGGUGGUCUAGAUGGCAACAACUGUCUCUACAACCCAGCCUGUAUGGGCAGCAUCCCACUGCACUCUCUGCCUCAUAUUCUCCAAGAGCAGAUGAAUGGAGCCCUCGCUAAUGGAUCUGGAUACCAAAGUGACAGCAGUGCGACACAGUCCCCUCCACAAGCUUUCAUUAAAGAGGAGCAGGAGGAUGAGGAGAUAUGUGAAAAUUAUCCCUAUGAAUCUCCGGAGAGCAUGGACGAGCACGGUCACAGCCCAGAGAUGAACCAAGAUGAAGACAACAGCAGCCCAGAGAGGCACAACCUUCAUCUCGAUCGUGUGCCUUCUCUCUGACUGUGAGGUCUGAAUUCUCCGCUGCAAAGCCGCCUCCCUCACAGCCUGUGUGACUUUGUAUUCCAAAAACAACAGCUUCAUCUACAUAACCAAACCACUCUGUUCUUGGGAUUUUUUUUUUCUCGUAUUUAUCAGCCUUACUUAUUUUUUGUUCUUAAUCUAGUUCUUAAUUCUUUCUGUACAGUCGAGUGAUAUCACAGAAACACAUUUGUGAAACUGUCUGUUAAUGAUUUUUCUUAUUUUAUAUAUCUGUACACAAAAGGACCAUGAUGAGCAGAGAAGCCAAAGGAAAGGGAACAUUGAUAGUUAGCACUUCACAGUGAGAGAUUUCUCCCCUCUGUAUAGCUACUUUAUGCUAUAUUGGGGCUACACUACCUGAUUUUAUUUUAGUAGUCAUAAUAUAUUAAAAAAAAUUGUAGAGGAAGUAAAGAAAAAUGUUGCUUUAAAAAUGAAAAUGUUCACUGCCAACAUGAUCUGAUAUAUUUGUAUUUAAGGUAUAAUCAGUUGAUCAAAAGAAUACGUAGCUUCUUUAUACUUGUUGGUCUUUUUCACCCCUUCCAUGAGCAUUGUUGAAUUUUGCUCUAACUGAGCUUGUAAUAGUAGAUACUAUAGAUUUACCGUUAUUGUAAACCAAUGCAUCUCUAUGAAUAAUAAAUUCCUCAUGAUAAAUGUGAAUACUCUGUAUCUUUUAUGAUUGCCUUUUAUGGUAGGCAUUCAUCAUUGUUUCACAUGAUGAAAUUAUGACUGGAUGCACUUUUUUGACCCGAUAACAGCCCUACUUCUGUCAGCCAACAGUAAUGACUGCUUAAUGGAAGGUAAUGGAAGAAAGCAAAUGGUCU